CAUAACUGCUUGAUGCCAAUAACUGGCACUGCUGUCUGUCCCUAUGAAGCCCCAGGACAAAGAGGUCGGGAACCUCGUCUCUCAAUUCACCUCGUAAUCCGUGUGUAUCACGAAGAUGUAUGUAGGCCAAAGGCCAUUGUGGUUACCACUACUCCACCAUGUCGUGGGCCCCAGAGGAGAAGCAGGCAGAGCCUCCCUCGGGAGACCCUGGGACCAGUGGUGGUGGUGGGUUCAGCAGCGGCCGAGGAAGGCCCAGAGGCGGUGGUCACAGCGGCCACAGUGGACCCCCCAGGUGGCUGGGGUCUAUGCCCUCAGACUCCCAUGAACCACCCCUCUGCUUUAUGCUGAAUAACGAUGUGGUUGGUGCCAUAGUUGGGCGCGGUGGAUCUAAACUAAAAGAUCUACAAAGUUUGACCAGCACAAAAAUACGAAUUAUAAAAGGGGACACCAAAUCAGAAGUAACAAUUUUUGGCAGCAGUGACAUGAAGGCAAAGGCAAAAGCAGAUAUAGAUGCUGUGGUUAAAAGACAAGAAAGGUACAGAUCAGAAGCCAAUAUUGGCCGUACAACACUCCGGCCUUCUGCUACAAGUGGCUCAGUUUCAGCUAACACUGCUGGAGAAGCACGACCAUUGUUGGAUUGGGAUCAAAUUCGUAUGGAAGCUGCAGAGUGGGAAAAAAGAAAAUGGGCCAGCUUACCACAAAUUAGGAAAAAUUUCUACACAGAAUCCGAAGCUACACGAUCAAUGUCCAAAAUACAAGUAGACGAGUGGAGAAAGGAAAAUUUCAAUGUAAUCUGUGAAGACUUGAAAGAUGGUGAAAAACGGCCAAUUCCCAAUCCAACUUGUACAUUUGAGGAUGCUUUUGAGCAGUAUCCUGAACUUAUGAAAAAUGUAAAGGAUGCAGGUUUUCAAAAGCCAACACCAAUUCAGUCACAGGCAUGGCCAAUUAUUCUACAAGGAAUAGAUCUUAUAGGGGUAGCUCAAACAGGAACUGGCAAAACACUGGCAUAUUUAAUGCCUGGGCUAAUUCAUUUGGAUUCCCAACCAACAUCUAGGGAAGAAAGGAAUGGACCUGGCAUGCUAGUCCUUACACCCACUAGAGAAUUAGCUAUUUAGGUGGAAAGUGAAUGUUCUAAAUAUUCCUAUAAAGGUAUAAAAAGUUGCUGCAUAUAUGGUGGUGCAAACAGAGAUGGACAAAUACAAGACAUUGCCAAAGGCGUAGAUAUCAUCACUGCAACUCCUGGAAGACUGAGCAAUCUACAAAUGAAUAAAUUUAUCAACCUAAACAGCAUAACCUAUUUGGUCUUGGAUGAGGCAGAUAAAAUGCUAGAUCUGGGCUUUGAACCCCAGAUCAUGAAGAUUUUAAUAGAUGUGCGCCCAGACAGACAGACUAUUAUGAUGAGUGCAACAUGGCCAGAUACCAUUCGUGGACUUGCAAAUUCUUAUCUGAAAGAACCUAUGAUGGUUUACCUUGACAAAGUUAUCAUAUUUGUCAGCCGAAAAGUUACCGCUGAUGACUUGUCGAGUGAUUUCAGCAUCCAAGGCAUGCCUAUACAGUCACUGCAUGGAGACAGAGAGCAAAGUGAUCGGGAGCAAGCUUUGGAGGACUUCAAAACUGGAAAAGUUAGGAUACUCAUUGUGACUGAUUCAGCAUCCCGGGGUCUUGAUGUUGAUGACAUCACACAUGUAUACAAUUAUGAUUUCCCACAAAAUAUUGAAGAAUAUGUACACAGGGUAGGACGUACAGGAAGAGCAGGAAGGCAUGGCAUCGCAAUUACCCUGAUUACUCCAAAUGAGGCGAAGAUGGCUAAUGAACUGAUUAAAAUUUUGGAACGAGCAAAUCAAUAUGUCCCUAAAGAUCUUGUAACAAUGGUAAAGAAAUAUAUGGUCCAGAAGCGAAUCAUCGCAGAAAAAAAAUCAAAAAUGUUCCAGGGAAGAUAAAGGAAAUUUUUUUAGUGUUGACAAUAAAAAAAGCUUCCAAGGUUAUUAGCAGACUCAAGCCAUUGUUACAAGUGCUCAAGAUAAGAUACCUACUAGCAGUUUCAAGAUAGAAUGAGUUCAUAG
Molecule: messenger RNA, 2063 nt
Organism: Ochotona princeps (American pika)
Lineage: Eukaryota; Metazoa; Chordata; Mammalia; Lagomorpha; Ochotonidae
Gene: DDX53
Product: DEAD-box helicase 53
Molecular function (GO): ATP binding; RNA binding; RNA helicase activity
Source: RefSeq, a predicted model, not a curated record